Toxorhynchites rutilus septentrionalis is the source of this 1499-nucleotide messenger RNA. Its product is annotated as cilia- and flagella-associated protein 36. Lineage: Eukaryota; Metazoa; Arthropoda; Insecta; Diptera; Culicidae. The coding region runs from base 311 to 1309 and encodes 332 amino acids. The record is from RefSeq and is a predicted model, not a curated record. Gene Ontology annotation, cellular component: axoneme; ciliary base. The transcript has 5 exons.
UUAACUAACCGAUUCAGUUGUACAAGUUUUGGACAGGGUUUCUCCGGUUCGGCUAGCAUUGGAAAUGAAUGUCCCCUUUUGUUUUGAAUUAAAUUAGUUCUCACGACAAACUAAAUAUGGUAUUCUGAGUUAUGCAAGCGUUAAUUAUUUUCCCUACCGGAGGGAAACAAAGCGCACAGUGUUUCGUUAACGCACGCAGUCAGCGAAGGAUUUAGAUUGCGAAAGGAUUUGGUCAAAAGUGGUUUGUGAAGUUGCUGUAUUCAGUAUAAUAAUUUUCUUAAUUUUAUACUUGAGCUCGAAAAAACUGAUCAUGGCUGAAGAUAAUUCUUGGGUGUUUGAUUCGUUGGUUUGUUUUCUGCAUGGUCCCGUUUGGAAUGCACCUUUGCAAACCUUCAUCGAAGAUAAGUCGAUAAUUUUUGAUCCCAACAUCAAACUUGAGGAAGACAACCCCGAGUUUCGGAAGGUACACGACGAGUACAAGAAUUUAGUGGAUUACAUGCUUGGCUCGUUUAUGGAGGAAAUGCAAAUUACGCCGGAACAGUUUGAGUUCGCUUGCUUGGAGGGUCGUAAUACCGCGGUGAUGUCGCAGGCUUCCGAUAAUCCUGCCGAAGGCGAGCAUGCUAAAGGAAGGAACACUUUCUCCUUUCAUCAAGGGCUGUUUCAGCAGAUUUGGGCUGCCAACGAUAUUCGGAUCUUCAUACGCUUGAUGACGCAGCGCAAUGUCGAAAUUCAACUGCAAGCGUUGGAUUUGAUUGAGCGAAGACAGGCAUCGCUGGGUGGAUCGUCCGAUAAGGCUGAAGGAAAUACGCAGCAGCCUAGCAAUGUUGACGAGGAACAGGAAGUUAUUGCAGUCGAUGUGGAGAAUACGAAUGAGUCAAUAACUGAUGUGGAAAUUGAAAAGGAUAUUAUCAAAUCUGUGGAAGACGAGGUCAAGGAGAACCCUGCAAUCGAAGCGUUGCCAAUUGCAACCGUGGAUGAAGCUGUCGUGGAUACUGGCGAUAAAUUUCAGAGGCUCAAUUUGUUCUUCGAUCAGGAUAAGAUCAACUCGGAAGACAUGCACGCACGCCAGGAAUAUCUCCGAACGCAGCGCGACAAGAUCCUCCAGAUAAAAAAGCAGGCCCGAGCUCGUCAACUGAAUGAAACCAUAAAGAAAAAUGAGCGACCUGCUUCGGCCCAAGUGGCUCAGAAAAUUCUCGAGAACGGGACAGUUGACGGUUCCAUCGUUCUAUCGGAACCACCAGAAUCAUCGCUCCAGCUGCGCAAGGUGUUGGCUCAGCGAUUACGGGACGAGGUCAUCGAACGUGAGUAACUGCGGGAUAAAAUGCGAAAAUCCUUGAUGUUUCAUACCUUUACGUUGACUUCACGGAGGCGGGACGUUGGUAUGUGUAACACACUUAAUAGAAUUGCUUGAUAAUAAGUUUUGAUAUUGCUAACAGCUCAUGAAAUUUAACUUAUUCUUGGAGAAAUGAUACUUGUUUUAUUCAGAGCACAGAGAAUUU